This is a messenger RNA of Anthostomella pinea, 471 nucleotides long. The record is from the annotation of a GenBank genome assembly. NCBI's taxonomy places the organism in Eukaryota, Fungi, Ascomycota, Sordariomycetes, Xylariales, Xylariaceae.
AUGACUGCAUUCGUCGACAUGUCCAAGAAUUACUCGUUCUACUCGCUUCCCAUAGCCUACUUCCUGGCCCUUUUACCGGGUGUCUACUCCAAAAGUCAAGCCAGCGGAACCUACGACCUCGCGUCCCCGCGGUCGUACCAGGAGGCCGUCCAGAAAGAUGAGAAGCUCGACAAGAUGACCAAAAACCGCAUCAUGCGUGCCGAAGCCGCAACCGCAAAUGGACAGGAAACCUUAUCCAUCUUCAUGUUGAGCGUCGUCGCCGCCAAUGUCUCCGGUGUGCCAGCGUCUACUAUCAACACCCUUUGUGCCACCUAUCUGGGCAGCCGCGUCGUUUACAACGCCGUCUACAUCUGGCUGCAAGAGAACCGCAAGUUCGCGCCGCUUAGAAGCCUCGUUUGGAACGUGAGCAUGAUCUCGUGGAUGACCCUGUUGGUCAAGGCCGGCAACAGAGUAUUUGCUGCUAGCUCCUGA